Molecule: messenger RNA, 1313 nt
Organism: Hemicordylus capensis (graceful crag lizard)
Lineage: Eukaryota; Metazoa; Chordata; Lepidosauria; Squamata; Cordylidae
Gene: GNB3
Product: G protein subunit beta 3
Exons: 10
Coding region: 150-1172 (340 amino acids)
Biological process (GO): G protein-coupled receptor signaling pathway
Cellular component (GO): heterotrimeric G-protein complex; cytoplasm
Molecular function (GO): signaling receptor complex adaptor activity; protein binding
Source: RefSeq, a predicted model, not a curated record
GGAUAAGAGAUGGACGCUAUUGCCCCAAGGGUAGGGUUGCCAGCUGACCAGAAAACAACAACCCGCACCAGGUCUGCUCCUGUGCAUAUAUACAAAAAUCGGCAGGACCCAGGUACCCUGAGUGGGAGGCCCAAAGCUAGUUUGUCAAGAUGGGCGAAAUAGAGCAGAUGAAGCAGGAGGCUGAGCAGCUGAAGAAGCAGAUUGAGGAUGCUCGAAAAGCUUGUGCUGACACCACACUUGCACAGCUUGUUUCUGGGCUGGAAGUGGUCGGGCGCAUACAGAUGCGUACACGGCGAACCCUGCGUGGGCACCUGGCCAAGAUCUACGCUUGUCACUGGUCCACAGAUUCCAAGCUCAUGGUCAGUGCCUCACAAGAUGGGAAACUCAUUGUGUGGGACACAUAUACAACCAACAAGGUUCAUGCCAUCCCCCUCCGCUCCUCCUGGGUCAUGACCUGUGCCUACGCCCCAUCGGGGAAUUUUGUGGCCUGCGGAGGUCUCGACAACAUGUGCUCCAUCUACAACCUCAAGAGUCGCGAAGGGAGCGUGAAAGUGAGCCGGGAACUCUCGGCCCACACAGGCUACCUCUCCUGCUGCAGAUUCUUGGAUGAUAACAACAUUGUGACCAGCUCUGGGGACACCACAUGCGCCCUCUGGGACAUUGAAACCGGCCAGCAGAAGACGGUGUUCGUAGGCCACACUGGGGACUGCAUGAGCCUGGCUGUCUCCCCAGACUUCAAGCUCUUCAUCUCGGGAGCCUGUGAUGCCACAGCCAAGCUGUGGGACAUCCGGGAGCAAUCUUGCCGCCAGACGUUCAUGGGACACGAGUCUGACAUCAAUGCCAUCAAUUUCUUCCCCAGUGGCGAGGCCAUCUGCACUGGUUCUGAUGAUGCCACCUGCCGCCUCUUUGACCUCCGAGCUGACCAGGAGCUCAUCGUCUACGCACACGAGAGCAUCAUCUGUGGAAUUACCUCAAUCGCAUUCUCUCGCAGUGGGCGCCUCCUGCUGGCUGGAUAUGACGACUUUAACUGCAACAUCUGGGACUCUCUAAAAUCGGAGCGUGUGGGAAUCUUGUCUGGACAUGACAACCGAGUGAGUUGUUUGGGGGUAACUGCAGAUGGCAUGGCUGUGUCCACAGGCUCCUGGGACAGCUUCCUGAAAAUCUGGAACUGAAGAGGAAAUGGGAUGAAGAGAAGGGAGAAUGUGGGGAGCCCUCCCCAGAUAUAUCAUUUAUUGAAUACCACUGGCAUUUCUGCUUGUUCUGUGCAGACUUAUUGAUCCACAAGGCACUUCCCUACCUUAAAGGAGAAGCUC